UAUAUACAUAUAUAGAUUACAAAAAUUGCACUGUAAGGAGCAAUUGCGUCAAAGGUUUUAUGACAAUAUUCGAGACCUUAUUAGCGGUUGUACGAAAAUACAAUUAAAAAAUACAUAGUGAAAGCAAGAGAGAGAAAGUGAAGAAUCCAAAUAAAAAGCGUAAACAUGAACAGUUUACUCUUAGGAAACUUGAAAAUAUAACCUGAAAGUUCAAAACUGUAACAUCGUCUGCUAUUCAUAUAUUGCUAAAAACAUAUUAAAACGUGACUGACAAGUGACAUCAGAGAAAUAAUAGAUUUGUGCUAAAUCUGUAUUAAAUUUCUCAUUAAUAGAAUUUGCUGCUAGUGAAUAAAAAUAUUUGACAUUUGUCAAUUUUUCUAAUCUCGCAACUUUGAUACAGUAGUCACAAUUAUGUCAAAUACGAAGGAGAUGACAGAACUACAAGCGUUCAAAACAGUUUUAUAUCACAGUGUGGUAAUACUUGCGUUACCUGUGAUAGCAUUUUUUACAAGCAAGGUUUUCCUCUUCGAUGGUAUAUUUGGUCUCAACAAUGUGCCAAGUAAUGUGUACUCGGCUGGUGUUGCGGUAAUAGUAUUACACAUUGCUCUAGGAGCAUUUAUAUACAGAGCAUACUUUGACGAUCGAUCAAAAACAUCAGCAGUCAAGAGAGAUUAAUUGUUUAUUUUUAAGUACACCUUGGUGACCAUACACUUAUGACAUAAUCACAGUCAACACAUUUGUUUUCGGUUUCGAUAAGUGAAACUUUAAUAUGCUGAUAUUACAGCAUUUAUUAAUUUAGUUUAUCCUCACCCUUGUUUCAACUAAAUUAUCGACAGUUGUUAUUCAAUGUACCAAAAUUGUUAAAUAAUAUGCUAAUACGUGUAAUAGACAAACUUAUGUAAAAGCGAAAUUUCUAUAAAUAAAAAUUUAUAUUCUAAAA
This is a messenger RNA of Nylanderia fulva, 940 nucleotides long. Its product is annotated as vacuolar ATPase assembly integral membrane protein VMA21 homolog. Gene Ontology annotation, cellular component: endoplasmic reticulum membrane. Lineage: Eukaryota; Metazoa; Arthropoda; Insecta; Hymenoptera; Formicidae. Gene Ontology annotation, biological process: vacuolar proton-transporting V-type ATPase complex assembly. The record is from RefSeq and is a predicted model, not a curated record.